Cloeon dipterum is the source of this 1980-nucleotide messenger RNA. Its product is annotated as holotricin-3-like. The transcript is spliced from 5 exons. Lineage: Eukaryota; Metazoa; Arthropoda; Insecta; Ephemeroptera; Baetidae. Bases 166 to 558 code for a protein of 130 amino acids. The record is from RefSeq and is a predicted model, not a curated record.
GGUUCUGACCUGAAGGGUUAGUUUUACGGUCCAAAUGAGUGCAAAAAACCAGGUGAAAGGGGCAAUUUGAAGGCUGUUCUCGAUUUUCGGAUAAUCUGAUCGCAAGCGAACUGUUAUUUGCGUGUUGGCACUCAGCCCUGUCAGACCCUCCUGUCCAGAAUCAAUAUGGCUCGGUUUUUUGUACCGUUUCUCGUCAUCUGCGUGCUCAUCGCUGCAGCUUCUGCCCAGCUGUAUGCGCCGAGUGAAGACCAGUAUGUACGUGAGCGUCGGUCACCACUGCUAAGCCUUUUCGGCGGUGGCGUGCACAAGGGAGGCGGCCACUACCAACAGCACGGCCACAGCUAUAAAGAAACCUACGGCAUAGGCCCCUUUUACGCCAGCUUCCAGCAAUCGUCAAUCAAAGGCCACGGGGCCCAUUACGGCGGCGGAUUCCACAAGGGACCUGCCCACCACGGCGGCUACCACGGCGGCUACGGAGGCGGCCACGGAGGCGGCUAUGGAGGCGGCCACCACGGUGGCUAUGGAGGCGGCUAUGGAGGACUCUUCUCAUUCUUCUGAUUCCGCGGCUCAACCUAAAACUCUCCGAUUAAUUUAUUUUUAGUUUAAUUUCAAUUAUUUGCUCAAUAAAAUUAAUUUAUACAUAUGUGUAUUGAAUGGAACCAAUUUUACUCCUGCGCACACGCAUAUGAAAGCAAAAAUCCAGAGCACGCCUGUCUCGUGUGAAGCAAUAACCACUUUUCGGUCGGCCGAUGCAUUUCUCCACGCCAAGGUCCCCUGUGUGUUUUGGUGCCCUGGCACAAUUAUUAAGAUUCUCUCGCAAUAACUAGUAUUGCCGAAUAUUUCAGUGGAGGGACCAGUGCGUAAAGCUGCAUAUUUAUCGAAAAAGGGCAGCAUUAGCCUACAUCAGCCUACAUCAGCCGUUUAUUACUUUUGCGAGCGCCUGCUCAGCAGGACUGUUCCAAGAGCCAUGACGAAGAUUUUGCUUGGAUUUGUUCUGCUUUGUGCGAUCGUGGCAGCUGUAAAUUCGCAGAAGGUUGAACAAGAAGAAGCUCAAGUGGUGCGAGGUCGUCGUGCUUCUGGCUCCUCUGGCUUCUUUUCUCAAUUCAGAAAAAUUGGCAGCCGCAUUCGAUCUUUUACCCGGCUCGGGACGCAGCUUUUCAGACCUCUCUUUUCUCUCGUCCCCAGAGGAGGCUCCGGAGGAUUCCGGAAAAGGAGGCAUGCAGUCAUGACUGAGAAACUGUUCAAAUGAACAACAAAAUGAUCUUGUUGUUACGAUUUUAUUUAUGUGUAUUAAAUGUGUUACGAGUUUUUGAUUAAAAAAUUGUUUUAUUUGAACCUGCGACUGUUACACAAUUUUUUAUAUUAUGCGGAAAAAAAUAAAUUAUGUUGAUUCUAACGAUGCAUGCGACCUACGUAUAACUUUGAACCUUUUUCCUGUACUUUGUCAAGGGCAACGACUUUUUGACUCUUGGAAGGUUCAUUUCUUUACAAUGAUCAAAAUACCAAGUGGAGGGAAACACGGUUUUUAUAUAUAAUCCGCGGAAGAUUCACGCACAUUUUUAGAAUCAUCACUGCAAUGGAUCGUCUGCUUUUUGCCUUCCUGCUAAUAUCCGCCGUGGCAGCGAUAGUCCACUCCCAAGAGACACUGAAUCGAGAUAAUGAACUCGUAAGAGAACGCCGAUUUGUGAACCCGUUUGCCAGGACGCAGCGGAUUACGGGCAACACCCGCACCACCGGCCGCAUCAACACGCAGACCUACGGGAUCGGACCUUUGCGAGCCACUUUUCAGCAGGCCAACAUCAGGUCCAGAGGAUCUUUCACCGCAAGACAACCAGUUCGAUCCAAUAGAGGAGGAUUAUUUGGUGGACGUGGAUGGGGAGGGUUCUUCUAGGUUUUUAUUUUGUAUAUACUAUAUAAAUUAAAAGGUAUCUAGUCACAGCCUAAAAUACUGUAAAUAAAAUCCACAUUAUGAAACUAAAA